This is a messenger RNA of Pisolithus orientalis, 324 nucleotides long. RefSeq lists its product as uncharacterized. The record is from RefSeq and is a predicted model, not a curated record. Bases 1 to 324 code for a protein of 107 amino acids. Lineage: Eukaryota; Fungi; Basidiomycota; Agaricomycetes; Boletales; Pisolithaceae. The transcript is spliced from 3 exons.
AUGCCACUUGAGAAUGUCACACUGGAAUACAAGGAUCCCAUCAAGUUGGAGGGGGCAAGCCAAGACUUUACCACUUCAAAAGCUCAAAGAACCCAAGCAUCAGGCCAGCCAGGCCAUUACUCCCAAGCUCAAAGAAUCCAGCAGUCCACUACUGUAGCUCUGUUGCCCUGCACAAUCCUCACCUGGGACAACAGAAAUCCCCAGGCCAAGGAGGGCACACCAUCCCAACCUUGGAAGUACUAUGUUCAUUCAUUUGAUCCCUCCAUUCUCCCCAUCGAAAUCAUGCAUAGGAGGGAAGCAAUGGAAAGAUAUAGUGUCAAGUAG